AUGUUUUUCCCUAUUAGCCUUGUCUUUUUGUCAUGUUGGACAGCCGUGGCUUUUGCGUUCCCUCGCAGUACUUUUGACAACAUCGUGAGAGGGUCAAAAGUCGAAUUUGAAUCAUCUGGCAGCGGACCAGACGAUCCUGUCCGGGGAAUAGUUAAGGUUGUGCACUUGGACCCUCAUUUUCUGCCCCAGUCAGGGUUCUUCAGAAAAGGACUGAGCCCCAGAAGACCCUCCUCCAUUAGCUCCAGACUGUCCUUCCCUGCUUUCUUGUCUCACGGGCGCCCAGGUCCUGCCCCGGUCCCCAAGACCCCAGUGAGUCCAUUACACCACCUGCACCCUAAAAGCUCCACUGAGAUGGAACUAAAGAAGAGGCAAGGGCUGCAGAUGUGGCAUAGAGCCAUAAAUAAAGGAGAGAAGAGGACCAUGUCCCUGCCAGUCAACCUGAAGGACACUAAACAGACAUGCACUGCGGUAGCUUUCACUCAGCAUGUGACAGCAGACGGAUGCGACACAGUAACAGUGCACAACAAGCUGUGUUUCGGGCAGUGCAGCUCCCUGUUUGUCCCAUCGGAAGGGGAGUUUGCAAGGUCGGGCACUGGGACAGGGGCCCUCCACCACCGGGCCCCCUGCUCCCGCUGCGCCCCAUCCAAAGCUCAUUCUGUGGCUGUGCCCCUGCACUGUGGAGCCGUGGUCCGGGAGAAGCGAGUGAUGGUGGUGGAGGAGUGCAAGUGUGAGACGAGCCGCGAGGAAAAGAGUGCUGAGGCUGUAGCUCCCACACACCUGUAA
Messenger RNA from Micropterus dolomieu (smallmouth bass), 783 nucleotides. RefSeq names its product DAN domain family, member 5 (gene dand5). The transcript is spliced from 2 exons. Gene Ontology annotation, biological process: determination of heart left/right asymmetry. The record is from RefSeq and is a predicted model, not a curated record. NCBI's taxonomy places the organism in Eukaryota, Metazoa, Chordata, Actinopteri, Centrarchiformes, Centrarchidae. Bases 1 to 783 code for a protein of 260 amino acids.